Mollisia scopiformis is the source of this 546-nucleotide messenger RNA. RefSeq names its product Sedlin. Gene Ontology annotation, cellular component: nucleus; cytoplasm; TRAPP complex. Gene Ontology annotation, biological process: endoplasmic reticulum to Golgi vesicle-mediated transport. The transcript is spliced from 2 exons. The record is from RefSeq and is a predicted model, not a curated record. The coding region runs from base 1 to 546 and encodes 181 amino acids. Lineage: Eukaryota; Fungi; Ascomycota; Leotiomycetes; Helotiales; Mollisiaceae.
AUGACAACAAUACCAUCAAUAGCCUGCCUAGGUGUGAUAGGCAAGAAUAACAACCCCCUCCACAUCUCCAUCUUCCCCUCUGCGCCCACCAACACGCCCCUCCGCACACCCCUCCAAUUCUCCCUCCUCCUAGCCAGCACCCUCGACAUCUUCGAAGCGCGCUCCAAAGCCAACACCACCACGGGCGGCGGUCUAUCCGGCGACUUCGGCCUCCUGCACGCCGUCGACGAACGUCUGGCCGCCUAUGGCUUCGAGACCAACACCGGUGUCCGUUUCGUGGUCGUUGUAGACAUGCGAGGACGAGCCGUCUCGGAAACAAGUAAAGGGCUCGGUGUCGGCGGUCUCGGGUUGAGGGAUGGAGAAAUGAAAGUCGUAUUCAGGGCUAUGCAGGCGGCGUAUGUGAAGUUGUUGCAGAAUCCGUUUUAUGAGCCGGAUGAGCAUAGUCCGCCGACGGGGAGGGGUGGAAAGAAGAUUACUAGUCGGAAGUUUGUGGAGGAGAUGAAGAAGAUUGGGGAUACGUGGAUGCCGGGUGUGGGAGGUUCGUGA